Messenger RNA from Suncus etruscus (white-toothed pygmy shrew), 3330 nucleotides. It is a transcript of the gene SLC24A1, whose product is annotated as solute carrier family 24 member 1. Bases 1 to 3330 code for a protein of 1109 amino acids. The record is from RefSeq and is a predicted model, not a curated record. Lineage: Eukaryota; Metazoa; Chordata; Mammalia; Eulipotyphla; Soricidae. Gene Ontology annotation, cellular component: membrane. The transcript has 8 exons. Gene Ontology annotation, molecular function: calcium, potassium:sodium antiporter activity; calcium channel activity. Gene Ontology annotation, biological process: visual perception; long-term synaptic depression; long-term synaptic potentiation.
AUGGGGAAGCUGAUUAGGAUGGGGACACAGGAGAGGCGGAUAUUCGGGCCAAAACGACUUCUUUGGAGUCGCUUAUUCUUCUUUCUGGGAAUACUGCUCCUUGGUUCUCUCUACCAGCACAUGAGGAGUUCCCAGGGCCUGCCCUCCCUGUGGGGGGCAGUCUCUUUGCCAUUCCCUAUAAAACUGGCUGGUCGGGACCUCCCCAGGAAGGAGGUGAUGGUGAGCAGUGAUCCUUGGAGAGUCAACUCUGGAAUGGAGAGUGGGACUCCAGUGCCUCUCCCCACCCAGGAUGGGGCUGAAACAAGACCUGGCUGGACACUGGGAAGUACCCACAGGCUGCCCAGAAGAGCAGCACGACCCAAAGAUAGCUCCAGUCCCACUAGAACAGACACUGAAAGCGUGAGGGGAACCCUCGGCACCACGCCUGGGAGAGGACAGAUGGAUCCCACUUCAACCGCAUCCACAAUGACGGGGACCAAGGCAACCCUAACACCGGCUUGGGGAGAAAUGAGCCACCAUCCAACUCAAAUCCGGGCAGUGGUGAGGAAGAACAGCCCAUCUCUGGGCACUAGGCAUGUGGUCAGUCAUAUUCCUCCCAUGCUCAUGACCAUGAUGAGAACCCAGGAGGUCACCCCAAGAUCCACAGUGAAAGGCAGGGAAACAGUGGUGACCUACACAGCACUGAAGACCACUCCUUCCAACAGAGGGCAGGAAGUCACUACAUCCUCAACCCAAGGUGUCCUGGCUCACACCCCAACAGUCCUGGACAGCGACAUAGAAACAAAUUCCCUGACUGCUCCUAGUAGAGCAAAGGGCAGAGACAGUGGCAGCUCAACUGUCUCCCAGGGACUAGUAGGGGAGAACUACCUCUCAACUCCACCAGGAACUGUCUUGGCGCACCCCCCAACCACCCCUCAGCCAUCAGAGACCUCAACCAAGUCAGACAAUAGGCCCAUAGGAGCCCACACCUCUACUGCUGCCCAGCGACAGGGGGACUCCUCCUCCAGAACCAGUGCUCUGACUUUUAGCACUUCCUCGACUACUUUCUGGGGGCUGUCAAAGAAACUUCCACAAGCACCGAGCACCUCAGCAAGUGCCCCCAGUAGGGCAAGCAUAGUCACUCAGGACCAUGGCUGUGUGGUGCUGCAGCCAGACCCCAUCACACUCACUGUCCCCUUCCCCAACCACAUCCAGCCCAGUCCCUCAGGACUGCCCCCCAGCCAGCCAGCCCACCCCCCUAAAGGAGAGUACCCUCCGGACUUGUUCAGUGUGGAGGAGCGACAGCAGGGCUGGCUGAUCUUGCACAUCUUCGGCAUGAUGUAUGUGUUUGUGGCCUUGGCCAUCGUGUGUGACGAGUACUUCGUUCCCGCACUGGGAGUCAUCACGGACAAGCUACGGAUAUCGGAGGACGUGGCUGGUGCCACAUUUAUGGCUGCUGGUGGCUCAGCCCCUGAGCUCUUUACCUCCCUCAUCGGUGUCUUCAUCUCUCACAGCAACGUGGGCAUUGGCACCAUAGUGGGCUCGGCUGUGUUUAAUAUUCUCUUUGUUAUCGGCACCUGCUCCCUCUUGUCCCGGGAGAUCCUCAACCUCACUUGGUGGCCCCUGUUCCGGGAUGUCUCCUUCUACAUCCUGGACCUGAUGAUGCUCAUCCUCUUCUUCCUGGACAGCCUCAUUGCCUGGUGGGAGAGCCUGCUGCUGUUGCUGGCCUACGCCGUCUACGUGCUCACCAUGAAGUGGAACCAGCAGCUGGAGUGCUGGGUGAAGGAGCAGCUCAACAAGAGGCCGGCCACCAAGGUCACGGCCCUUGGAGAUCUCAGCAAGCUCCCGUCUGUGUCCAUGCUGACCCGUGAGAGCAGUUCAGCCUCUCUGCAUAGCAGCACCAUCCGCAGCACCAUCUUCUGGCUCAUGCUCCACAGCCUGGACCCUCUGGGGGAAGGUAAGCAGGGUAGUGCCAUGUUGGAUCCCGCUGCUGCCAGGGUGCAGAAAGAAGCUGAAACAGCCAGGCCAAGAGCUGGUGCAGGAGAAGCGAGGCAACAGGGGAGUGUGGCAGGAAGUCAGCGGGUGAGGAGACGGAAACCCAGAAUCUCCCAGGAAUCCAGAACAGACUGUCCAUACUACUUUGGCAUCUUUGGCUGCCCACUGACCAGCCUCACUGAAGGCUGUGGCUGGGACACUGCAGUUUGGACACGAGCUCUUUCCUUUUCAUUCCUAGCUGGUCCCUCCAAGGACAAAGAGCAUGAGAGCUUGAAUCACAAGGCUGGGAAGCCCCCCAAAGCUGAGAGGAAAUCAGAAGAGGAGGAGCUGGCUGAGCUCCCUGCAGUCAUGGCUUCACCAGACCCAGCGCUGGGCACCCAGGGCGAGGAGGAGGAGGAGGAGGAGGAGGAGGACGGUGGCAGGCAGGAAGGCGAGAUGGGAGCUGAGGACACCGGCCAAAGCCAAGAGCCAGAUGGAGGGCCAUCGUCCCUGGUGGACAAGGACGAAGUGCAGCCAGAGGACAGGCACGGGGAAGAUGCUGGAGGUGACUCUGAAAAGCAGAAAUUCAAUGAGGAAAGUCACAGUGGCGAAGCCAAAAACAAUGAGAAAUGUGCAGAUGGUGAAGGAGGAGGAGAUGGAGGUGACAGUGAUGAAGACGAAGAAGAGGGGGAAGAGGAGGACGAAGAAGAGGAAGAUGAAGAUGAAGAGGAGGAGGAGGAGGUGGAGGAGGAGCAGGAUGUGCCGCUGUCCCUGGAGUGGCCCAGGAGCCGGCAGAAGCAGGUCUUGUAUCUCUUCCUCCUGCCCAUCGUGCUCCCGCUCUGGCUGACGGUGCCAGAUGUGCGGAGGCCGGAAUCUAGGAAACUAUUUGUCCUCACCUUCUUGGGCUCUAUCUCAUGGAUUGCCAUGUUCUCGUACCUCCUGGUGUGGUGGGCGCACCAGGUUGGUGAGACAAUAGGGAUUUCUGAAGAGAUUAUGGGGUUGACGAUUCUAGCUGCAGGAACCUCGAUUCCGGACCUCAUCACCAGUGUGAUUGUUGCUCGGAAAGGCUUGGGAGACAUGGCUGUGUCAAGCUCGGUGGGCAGUAACAUAUUUGAUAUCACCGUGGGCUUGCCUGUUCCUUGGCUACUUUUCUCUCUGAUCCAUGGUUUACAGCCUGUCCCAGUCAGCAGCAAUGGCCUGUUCUGUGCAAUUGUUUUGCUUUUUCUCAUGCUGCUGUUUGUGAUCUCUUCCAUUGCCUCGUGCAAAUGGAGAAUGAAUAAGAUCCUGGGCUUCACGAUGUUCCUCCUUUAUUUCGCAUUCCUGAUCAUCAGCGUGAUGUUAGAGGAUCGAGUCAUAGCCUGUCCUGUAUCUGUCUGA